AUAUGAUCGCAGUACUUAAUAGGGGCCUACAGUGACGGACGUUUCAGAAACAGACAUCAGUCGCUGGGCCAAUUGGAACUAUUUGAAGGCGCAAGAAAGAGAUCUAGAGCAUGCUUACCAGCACUGUCGUUCGCCUUGCGUCAAUAUUCAUCCAUGCAUUACUCGCGGCUGGCACGGACACAUACGACAGCGCCUGCAAUGCAAACCCGCUAACGACAUUCGACCUGACGAAGAUGAUGAACUGUGGUCUGAACGCCGAUGCGUACGCGAUUUGGAUGCCGCCAACUGAGUGCCCUUAUUGUCAACGCGACAGCAUCGACAGAUCGCCAAAAGGCGAGUUUACAUGCUACGCAACAAACUCGAACGCCGGCUGCAUCAUGACACCCUACACUUACGCUCCAGUCAAUGGUAAACACUACCUCGAGAGGGACAUUGGAAAUGGAAAGAAAGCCAGAUCUCUUAUCCUGGACACUGACAACUGCAAGUACCUGGUUCAGGUCGAGUGUUACCCAGAUGGAUCAGUGUGGCGGUACGUUACUUACAAGGCCUCGUGGACGCAAUCUGAGAUCGAUGCCUUCAAGAAAAAGGUUCAGAAAACAUCAUCCUUGUCCUUUCUGAGAUGCUUGACCUUCAAGUGCUCCGAGGGCAAACCGUGA
This is a messenger RNA of Dermacentor silvarum, 656 nucleotides long. RefSeq lists its product as uncharacterized. The transcript has 5 exons. The record is from RefSeq and is a predicted model, not a curated record. Bases 111 to 656 code for a protein of 181 amino acids. NCBI's taxonomy places the organism in Eukaryota, Metazoa, Arthropoda, Arachnida, Ixodida, Ixodidae.